Messenger RNA from Leptomonas pyrrhocoris, 4830 nucleotides. RefSeq names its product putative mitochondrial ryanodine receptor, putative,insulin receptor. Lineage: Eukaryota; Euglenozoa; Kinetoplastea; Trypanosomatida; Trypanosomatidae. Gene Ontology annotation, biological process: calcium ion transmembrane transport. The record is from RefSeq and is a predicted model, not a curated record. Gene Ontology annotation, molecular function: calcium channel activity. Bases 1 to 4830 code for a protein of 1609 amino acids. Gene Ontology annotation, cellular component: membrane. The transcript has a single exon.
AUGCACCGUGAACUGCACCUGCUGACCCGCCUCGCUCUGCGCCUGAUGCGGGAUAUGAUUCGCGACAACGCGGCUGCCUUCACGGACGGCUGGGCGGCGUACAUUCCAGGGCUGCUGCGGUUGGAGGGACUCCGCCUCCACGUCGUGGACACGUUGCAGGCGUUCUUCACCGACAACCCGUAUGUCCCGCUGCGGGCGGUGCAUCAGGUAUCAGAGCACUUCAUCUCGGCUUCACAGCUGUUGCGGCGGGGCGCCUACGUGGACUUUCUCGGCGCUGUGUGCACGAUCGAGUUCAAGGGAGUGCCGGAGCGGCAGGCCUUUGUGUGCCAGCGGUUGCUCGUCGAAAACCCACAGCUGCUCAGCCGGUUUGUCAUGGUCGUACCGCCCGGCUCCACGGAGGCGGACGGGUGUGUGUACGUUCUGCCAAGCGCCGAGCCGGACAUCACGACGGAUUCGGACAAGGCGGACUCCGGCAAAAACAAUAAAUCCUUCGGCACCACGUCAUCGCUGGACCAGACAGCGAGACCGGCGGCGCAGAACUCCGCGGCUUCUCUCGCCCCUUCUUCUUCCUCCACCGCAUCAUCGCCCUCCUCCUCCUCCCAGCGUCUUCGGCGCGGAGAGGCUGCGGUGGAGUGGGAAAAUGGUAUCUGCGCCGCCCCUCCUCUGGGCUACCUCCCCUUCACCGAGUUUUUUUCAAGCGGCACUGGGAGGAAGCAGGCGACGUUUGCGGCGAACCAGAUAUCCCUCUUUGCGCGUCUGUGCUACGACGGUGCCCCCGCGCAGUGCCACGAGGCCGUUGGCCGCCUCUUCCCCGCCGCCGCUCUGAAGUGUCUCCUUCGCACCUUUGUCUGGACGGGCGAGCAGGUUGUCGGCCAUCGCUGCCCGCACGACGUGCUACGCAGUUUCUUGAUUCGACUGGCCAUGCAGUGCUUCGUGUUGCCGCGCAUGUCGGCCCCUGCGGUGCAGCUGCGGGUGAGCACGGUGCUCUUCGGCUCCAGUCAGCUGCGGCGGAACACCAGCCCCACCUACUCGAAUCUCCCUGACGAUGAAAUGACCGUGUUGCUGAAGUCGGCUGUCAUCAACCUGCUCCGGGCAAACCCCUUCUUUGUGCAGGAUGACGUAGACCGCAGCUUGCUCAUGCGUGGCGCGGUCAGUUCGAUGUUGAAGCUGACACGGUACCGGCAGUACACGUAUGCGGAUGUGCUGACGGUGCUGCCGAUGCUGCUGCAGCUGCUGGACGGUACCCGCGACGUGCUCGACGCAAACACGCUGCACCGCACACACCUGCCAUCCACCGCUGCCGGUUCGCACUCUCCCUCCAUAAAUGCUCAGUGCGCCGACUCGCACGGCAGCUUCGCCGCUCCGCGUUCGCCUGCCGCCGCCGCUUACGCGUCGGCCGUGAACAGCAGCAGCAGCGACACCGCGCGUCUGGUGCACAAGGUGGAGAGUGUGCACCUCAUGCGCAUCCGAGAGAUGGUUUGCCAAGCCUUGCUAUUCGCACUGCAGCACGGCGUGUCGCGCGCCGCGGACAGCGUCAUUGUGUACCUGUACAAAGCCUACACACAGGUCGAUCCAAGUCGCCCCGGAAACGGUGGACACGCCAGUUCCACAGCUUCUGGCGCAGUGCAGUCGAUCGCUUCGGCACUCGCGUCGGCGGCGCAGACGCCUGCGGUGGCGGAUAACGAGCUCCGGCGAAAAGUGGAGGUCCUCAUCCGACGGCGCGACGACUACAGCGGAGGGGACUCGCACGAAAAGGGUCUGCUGCAGAACUUUAUGGAGAAGGUGUCCGUGACGGAGCUUUCGGAGAACGUCAGAGAAGAGGAAGAGGAGGCGAAAAGGUCGUCUCUGGCGGCGCAGCGUCUCGUGGAUGGCUACCAGGAACUUCCCGACGGCCUGCAGAGCUGUAUUGUUGUUGGCAGCGGUAGUGGCAGUAGUCUGGCGAAUCAACUGAGCUCCGCGACGUUCUCCGCCAAGUGGACUUCACAACUGAUCCGUACCGAAACCUCGUCUUCGUAUGCAGAGUUGUCCUCGUCCGAUGAUGACGAAAACGGUCUGUCCGCAGCGAGCGAUGACGGCAGCAGCAGCAGCAGCAGCAGCGGUGGUGGCGUCUCCGCAGCGGAGGUGCAAGCCUGGCUGGACUACCGCACCAGCAACAUCGUCCAGUACUUUCAACCCGACCGACUCGUGCCGUAUUUGUUCGACGUCACGCGCUACAACUCCCCAUCCUUGACAGUGCAGGCGAUGGCGUUACUCGUGCAGCUCUGCGUGGUGAAGCGCAGCAUCGCGCAGCUCGUCCUGAAGGUGAACACGCUGCCCUCCUUGGAGGUGCUGCACAGUUUUGACCGCAUGUACACCGUGGCGGUGCGGCUGAAGGAGGCGUACACGCCGGCGGAGACGGGGACGCCGCGAGCGACGCAGUGGAAGCCGGCGAUUCAGUUCGCCUUGGACACGUUGAAUGGUCCGCCGCCGCCGCUACCACAAAACACCCAUGCUGCUGCUGUUGCUGCUGCUGCGGGAACACCGACACAGCCGGAGGGUACGGAAAAAGACGGAAGAAGGGUACGAGGAGAAGUCGGAGCACUGCAGCACCCGUCGUUAUUGGCCACGUCGGUGCUGUCGUCGCCUCAGCACCACCGCCACAACACCGCGGAGAAGCGCGCGGCCAAGUUACGCCACCUGUACAAGGCGUUCCAUGGCGUCAGCACAGAGAACCUGCUGCUCAACGGGAGCGGUGAAGAAGGCGAGGACGAGGAAAGUGGAAACGAUACCGAGGAGGGGGCGGAGGCCGGCGAGGGAGGAGGAACAGCAGUGGCAGAAGCAACAGGGAAGGAGCGUAUUGCCGCGCUGUGGAGUAAGACUUCCGGUGCGGUGCGCAUGCUGGUCUAUAAUAACACCAUUCGCAGCCGCCGUCGUGCCUUGGGCCUCUCCGAGACGAGCACCAUCCCCGUCAACGUGAUUAUUCGUGCAGAGAUGAUGGCGCACUGGCGCAUACACGAGACCCUGCUGCAGAUGCUGUCGCACCUAACGUCGGCCGACCCGCUCUUCAAGUCCGUGCUCCCGUUUUUCUACUUGUUCAGCUUCUCGGAGAACAACUCGCUGCUGUUGCAGCCGUACGUACAUCUCUUUCUGAAUCGGCUGGACCCCGAAGAUGCCUCGGUAACGGUGUGCCUGCACAUUAUCAUCCGUGUCCUACGCUCGGAGCCGCACGUGGAGGACUAUUUGACGCCGGCGCUGCUGGAGGCUAUCGCGAGCCACAUCAACGAUGAGCUGUACACGAAACUCCCGGACCCGGAGCUGGUCGAAAUGUUGAGCCAGUACAUCUUCUCGGGCCCCGUCUCCCCCGUGGUGCGUCGCCGUAUGAUGAUUCUCUUCCGUGAACGCGGAACCUUGAAGCACUUGACCCGUUUCCGGCCGAACCCCACCCCGGUCGAGGUGGUCUUCACAUCAGCUCUCGUGAACCUCGUGUGCAGCAUCUGCGGCUCCCACACGAGUGUGCUGACCCUCGCGCGCAGUAUGCUGCCCGCGGAGAGCAUCUGCAGCGUUAUUCUUCAAAAACGAAUUGUGGAGAUGUUACCGGUGGCCAUCGUGGACAAAUCCUGCGGCACCCCACUAGAAAACAGCGCCGCCGACUCGUCUACCGCGCCGAGUGCGGUGGCGGCGCUGAAGCUGCUGAACCCGUACGUGCGCAUUCUUGUUGCGCUCUACUUUAUUCCAACCAACGACAGUCGAGAUGACAGCCAACGGCGCUGCCUGUGGUGGAUGGGCAACCCACUGAUCUGGCGCAUUGUGAAGCUCUUCACCACCGCCAUAGAGGCCGUGUGCACCGUCGCUGCGCAGGACGGUGUCGCGUUUGCAGUGAACCGUGGCCUGAAUGGCGUGAGGAUGUACCACACGCUGCUGUGCUCGACCAUCCCAGUCGCGAUGGCUGGCUUCCUCAUGAACUGCUUUAGCAACGAAGGGUUCAAUCGGUUUCAGAAGGAGGUGAUUGGGCAGUCGCUCUACCAACACGCGGCGGCGGCGGUGCGGCUAGGUGGGUUGUUGAUGCAGCACGCCGCCGCGAUCGGUCUCACCGUGGAGGAGGCGGUGCACUACCGCCGCUUCCUGGCGGUGUUGUAUCGCCGACUGACGGAGCUGAACGAUCCUUCGGGGGUGUCCGUGGAUGCGCUGGUGGAGCGGUGCUACUCGAUGGCGCGUCGGAUGCGCAUGUGGCUGUCGGAGCAGCAGCAGAUGGUCGAGUCGGCGCUGGUGGACGUGGAAGGCGCGCGCACUGGUACGUCAGAGUCCACAGCGGGACUGGAAUUGAAGCCGAACAACAACGAUAAAGCCCACGAAUGCAGCGCGGCCACGUCUUCACCGUUCAGCUCCACCGCGUCCUUCAGCGCCUCUUUUGCAGGACUGCGUAAACCAGCGGUCCGCCCGACUGGUGGUGCUGGCGUUGUUGCAGCGGCUGCGUACAGGAACGUCGUGCGACGGCGACAGAUCAGCGUUGAUGAUGAAAGCGGCGCUUUCCGUCUCUUAUUCGCCGAAGAGGCCGUGUCCCAAACACAGCUGCAUUCUCAGGAGCUGCUGGAGGCCACCGGGUUGGGUGGGUCUGACCCGCGCAGCGUGAACAUCGCCGGUCCCAGGCAGGAGCCCGACGACGGCGACACAGGCGACCUCGUCAACAAAGGUCUUUUGCUCCCCGGUGUGUUGGCCAGCAGCCGCGGCGUGUCGGUGGUGCGAGCCACGUUGCGGUCAACGCUGCACGGCGACACCGUCAUCCCGACUGACCGCCACUGCCCCCCCGGAGGUAUCGAUGAACGUCAUCCAGCACCUCUUGCGCAGCGCUGA